CAUAUUUGACUUUGGAAGUAACCUCUUCAAGCUUUGGAAGUAACCUCUUGGCAAGAAUGUGCAAGAUAUCAUUUUCCGACUGGUGACAAUAAAGAAAUUUUCUUGGAGGAUAUGUAAGAUUGUGACCUGGACAACGUGAUUGUUGGCACGAGUUUUCUUCUCUGUUAUAAGCACCCAUUGCUUCAUUGUAUUUGUAGGUUUGCUACAAAGAGCAGGGCACCAUAUUUGUUCUUUUCAUUGGUAUUAAAAACAAAAAACUUCUGGCGGGCUCUAUAUUUGGCUUAAAGUACCUGUGGCACUGGUGUGCAGCAUGUUUUUCUCGGGGAACUAGGAAGAAAGUACAAGUCUGUGUUGGCAUUGUCCAUCUAGUCUACGUUGCAAUUAAGAGCUUAUGUCUUAUUUCUAAGGGUCGCUGAAUAUACACAACUUUGGUCUUUUUACCGAGGCCCACUGUGAUGACCACUGCGGUAACUAGAUCAUGGUUCAUCACAUUGGAUGUAUACAGCUUGGAAGUCAUUUCUUGCGUGAAGAUUUUUCUAUACCACCAAUUUGUUGAAGAUGAUAUCAUGUUUGGACAUAUUUGAUGAUGGCAACUGCAUAGCUCAGUUUGGAAGUGACCGUUACUUUGUGAUGAAUCAUUUCAGAAGAAACGUUUUCCCUCACUGUCCUUUCUAGAUUCCAGCAUAUCCUCUAGUAUGGUGGUUGUUACUAUCAGCAUUCUUGUUCCAGUCUUGGGCAUUGAAGGAGGCUGGUUAUGGUUCGGAGCUAAAGUUGUUGAGUCAGGAGUUGUUGGAAUCGGCGAGAAAGCCCGAGUUCUUUGAAUGGAUGAGAGGGUUAAGGAGAAGAAUCCAUGAGUACCCAGAGCUGGGAUUUGAGGAACACAGGACAAGUGAGCUCAUCAGAGCUGAGCUUGACAAGAUGGGAGUGGAAUACAAGUGGCCUGUUGCCAAGACUGGAGUGGUGGCUUCUAUUGGGUCUGGGGGUAAACCAGUUUUUGCUCUUAGAGCUGACAUGGAUGCUCUCCCCUUGCAGCUGUCCUUAGGCGUGUUUCUCAACCUUGCAAUGAGCCAUUUGCCAAACUCUGAUUGCACGCUGACAAAUAAAAGAAGGAAAAACUCUAAUUGCAUAGAAUUAGUAGACUGGGACCACAAGAGCAAGAUCAAAGACAAGAUGCAUGCCUGUGGUCAUGAUUCCCAUGUAGCAAUGCUACUUGGAGCAGCCAAGUUACUCCAGAGCAAAAGAGAUGAAUUGAAGGGAACUGUGAAACUAGUUUUCCAGCCUGGAGAAGAGAGUUAUGCUGGUGCUUACCAUAUGUUGCAAGAUACUGCUCUAAAUGACAUCUAUGCCAUCUUGAGUAUACAUGUUUUACCAUCAUUUUCCACUGGUGUCAUUGCCUCCAGUCCUGGACCAAUUCUUGCUGGUGCUGGGCUCUUCUCAGUCACAAUUCAAGGGAAAGGUGGACACGCAGCUGCCCCUCAUGAGACUAAAGACCCGAUUCUCGCAGCAGCCUUCUCAAUCCUUGCCCUCCAACAGAUUGUAUCUCGAGAAACCGAUCCUCUACAGUCCAGGGUGGUUUCUGUUGGAUUCAUAAAUGGAGGUCAAAGACACGAUGUAAUACCAGAGACAGUGAAGUUUGGAGGAACUUUCAGGAGCUUGACCACUGAAGGUCUCGCCUACAUUAAGGAAAGGAUCAAAGAGGUUAUAGAAACACAAGCAGAUGUGCAUAGAUGCAGUGCCAUGGUGGACUUCAUGGAGGAUAGCAGACACAUGCCUCAUCCAGUGAUGGUAAAUGAUGAAGCACUGUAUGAACAUGUGAAGAAGGUUGGUGAGAGCCUACUUGGGAAACCCAAUGUUCAGCUUCUCCCAGUGACCAUGGGAGCAGAGGAUUUCAGUUUUUUCACACAAAAAGCAGCUGCUGCAAUUUUUGUGAUUGGGAUACAAAAUGAGACUCUGAAGUCAAAUCAGCCAUUGCACUCACCUUACUUUUUUAUUGAUGAAGAGGCUCUUCCAAUAGGUGCAGCACUUAAUGCUGCUGUGGCAACCUCAUACUUAAAAAACCAUGUUGUUGAGACUUCCAAGAAACAUGGGUUUGUUUCUACUUCUCCAAAUGAAGAACUCUAGGACACAUCAAUGUACGAAGGCAAACAUGCAUGAUAAUGAUAAUAUAAUAAUAAGAGUAGUAAUAAAUGUGUGGUUAUCAUUAUAUCACAAA
Messenger RNA from Quercus robur (English oak), 2212 nucleotides. RefSeq names its product IAA-amino acid hydrolase ILR1-like. Bases 826 to 2121 code for a protein of 431 amino acids. The transcript is spliced from 7 exons. The record is from RefSeq and is a predicted model, not a curated record. Lineage: Eukaryota; Viridiplantae; Streptophyta; Magnoliopsida; Fagales; Fagaceae. Gene Ontology annotation, biological process: auxin metabolic process. Gene Ontology annotation, molecular function: IAA-Ala conjugate hydrolase activity. Gene Ontology annotation, cellular component: endoplasmic reticulum.